Molecule: messenger RNA, 1994 nt
Organism: Polyodon spathula (Mississippi paddlefish)
Lineage: Eukaryota; Metazoa; Chordata; Actinopteri; Acipenseriformes; Polyodontidae
Product: eukaryotic initiation factor 4A-I
Exons: 11
Coding region: 38-1258 (406 amino acids)
Biological process (GO): cytoplasmic translational initiation
Cellular component (GO): cytoplasmic stress granule
Molecular function (GO): RNA helicase activity; translation initiation factor activity; ATP binding
Source: RefSeq, a predicted model, not a curated record
AUAAAACAUCUUCGCUGCUCGCUCGCUCUUUGUGAGAAUGUCGGCUGAAUUUGAGGACAGAACUAGAGACAAUGGCCCAGAAGGAAUGGAGCCAGAUGGUGUCAUCGAGAGUAACUGGAAUGAGAUCGUGGACAGUUUUGACGAGAUGAAUCUGCGCGAGACUCUGCUCAGAGGAAUCUACGCCUAUGGUUUCGAGAAGCCUUCUGCCAUCCAGCAGCGGGCUAUUCUCCCUUGUAUCAAGGGGUACGAUGUGAUUGCGCAGGCUCAGUCAGGCACAGGGAAGACUGCCACCUUCGCCAUCUCCAUCCUGCAGCAGAUUGACAUCGAGCUGAAGGGGACCCAGGCCCUGGUGCUGGCUCCCACGCGAGAGCUUGCUCAGCAGAUCCAGAAGGUAAUCCUGGCUCUGGGCGACUACAUGGGCGCUGGCUGCCAUGCGUGUAUUGGUGGGACCAACGUGCGCAACGAGGUGCAGAAAUUGCAGGCUGAGGCCCCCAACAUAGUUGUGGGAACCCCAGGCAGGGUGUUUGACAUGCUGAACCGCAAAUACCUCUCUGCGAAAUACAUAAAGAUGUUUGUUCUGGACGAGGCUGAUGAGAUGUUGAGCCGAGGCUUCAAGGACCAGAUCUACGAGAUUUUCCAGAAGCUCAGCUCCAACACACAGGUGGUGCUGCUGUCAGCUACCAUGCCUGCAGAUGUGCUGGAGGUGACCAAGAAGUUCAUGCGGGAUCCCAUUCGCAUCCUGGUGAAGAAAGAAGAGCUCACUCUGGAGGGGAUCCGGCAGUUCUACAUCAACGUGGAGAAGGAGGAAUGGAAGCUGGACACCCUGUGUGAUCUCUAUGAGACCCUGACCAUCACUCAGGCCGUCAUCUUCAUCAACACCAGGAGGAAGGUGGACUGGCUGACGGAGAAGAUGCACGCCAGAGACUUCACAGUCUCCGCCCUGCAUGGGGAAAUGGAUCAGAAAGAACGAGACCUGAUUAUGAGGGAGUUUCGCUCCGGGUCCAGUCGCGUUCUCAUCACCACUGAUCUGCUGGCCCGUGGUAUCGAUGUUCAGCAGGUGUCUCUGGUGAUCAACUAUGACCUGCCAACCAACCGUGAGAACUACAUUCACAGGAUUGGUCGAGGCGGGCGUUUCGGCAGGAAGGGUGUGGCUAUCAACAUGGUGACUGAAGACGACAAGCGCACCCUGCGUGACAUCGAGACCUUCUACAACACGACAGUGGAGGAGAUGCCCAUGAACGUGGCUGACCUCAUCUGAACACGCCCUGUUCCUCCUGCUUUUCUUUCAUCUUUUAUUAUUUUCCUUCCAUUGCCCCAGAGAUUCCCCCCCCACCCCCUUCCCCACUCUCUCUCGGCCCUAGAGACAGGGGGGUUGGGUUUGGGGGUCGCCAACGAACAUAGACUUAGAGACGGUACUCCUUUUGUGUUUUACCCACCUAGCCCUUCUGGAUGCAGCACACACAAGCCUUCCUGAUCUGUUGUGUAUAUUUGGGUCCUUUCUUUCGGGGGAUCUUGAUUCAGGAAGGGAUGGCACUUCAAAAUCCAAAACGGGGACCCUCGCUGGUAAACUGUGAAGCUCUUGUUUCACAUCGAAACUGUUCCUACACCCGUUGUUCGCUGGAUUCAAUAAAAGCUGGCGUUUUAGUCUGAUUUUUAGCUCGUGCAGCUGCUUGGAUCAAGUGAAUUAAUGCCAGUGAUGACCUUGGCUUCUCAAAAGGGGAUAGGACAGUUUUUUGCAGUUUUGAGACUGCAAGCACAGUUUGACAAGUAUUUAAAAGGGGACAGUAUGCAUUUGGACGCAGGUGUACAGGUUCGUGUUGAGGGUCAAGGCAGUAUGAACACUUUUCAGGAGUUUAGAAAUAGCACUGCAAUUAAGCUGAGCCUAAUAAAUUAAAAGUAAUUUUAAUGUUUUACUGCAUCAGUUGAUAAAUUAGGAGGGGAGGAGGAGAGGGGAGGGUAGUGGUUCAAUAAAACGCAAAAAAGUGAAUCAUGAA